UAAAUCCAAUUAGAGAAUGAGUUGUCGAUAACCCACAUUAUCAAUAGAUCUUAAGGAGCUUCAAUACAUCAAUUCGAUAUGUCACCACUGAUCCCAUUGAUUCUUCUUCUUGCUCUCUUCGCAACUAUCUUCAGUCCAACAAGUGGAGAACCCGUAGGUGUAUGUUAUGGAAUGAUGGGGAACAACCUUCCUUCUAAACCAGACACCAUCGCUCUCUUCAGACAGAACAACAUCCGAAGAGUCCGUCUCUACGACCCAAACCCAGAAGCUUUAAACGCUCUUAAAAACACCGGCAUCGAAGUCAUGGUCGGCGUCCCAAACUCCGAUCUCCCUUCACUCACUAACCCUUCAUCAGCUAGAGCGUGGCUCCAAAACAACGUUCUUAACCAUUAUCCCGCCGUUAACUUCAAGUACAUCGUCGUCGGUAACGAAGUUGUUCCGUCCAACGGCGGCCGCGAUGUGCUCUUUGCGAUGAGUUACAUUUACGAUGCUGUUUGCGGUGCGAAUCUUCAAAAUACGAUCAAAGUCUCAACCGCGGUUGAUAUGACUUUGAUUGGAAAGUCUUUUCCUCCUUCCGCUGGAGAGUUUCGUGGUGACGUUAGGUGGUAUAUCGAUCCCAUCAUCAAGUUCUUGGCAAAUACGAACUCGGUGUUACUGGCCAACAUCUACCCUUACUUCAGCUACAUCGGCAACCCACGAGACAUCUCGCUCUCCUACGCUCUCUUCACCUCUCCUAACGUCAUAGUCUGGGAUGGAUCUCGCGGCUACCAGAACCUCUUCGACGCCCUGCUCGAUGUUGUUUACUCUGCUGUAGAACGUUCAGGCGGUGGAUCUGUUCCCGUUGUCGUUUCCGAAAGCGGAUGGCCUUCAAACGGAGGAAACGCUGCGAGUUUCGAUAACGCGCGAGCGUAUUACACAGGCCUGGCGGCACGUGUGAGAGAGAACAGAGGGACGCCUAAGAAGCCUGGGAGAGGUGUGGAGACGUAUUUGUUCGCCAUGUUCGAUGAAAAUCAAAAGAAUCCUGAGUACGAGAAGAACUUCGGUUUGUUUUUCCCUAAUAAACAGCCAAAGUUUCAGAUGGCAUUCGCUGGCGUGAGGGAGGGUACGGCGGUUGAGAAAGUUGUAUAUGAGACUUCUGUGACUGUUUGAAACUGUGUGGGGGAGCGAUAAUCCCAUAAAUAAUCUCAAAUAAUAAAAAUUUCGAUAAAUCAUAAAUAAAUAAAUAAAAUUUCUGUUUGAAAUAAGAA
Raphanus sativus (radish) is the source of this 1247-nucleotide messenger RNA. RefSeq names its product probable glucan endo-1,3-beta-glucosidase At4g16260. The coding region runs from base 79 to 1149 and encodes 356 amino acids. Gene Ontology annotation, molecular function: hydrolase activity, hydrolyzing O-glycosyl compounds. NCBI's taxonomy places the organism in Eukaryota, Viridiplantae, Streptophyta, Magnoliopsida, Brassicales, Brassicaceae. The transcript has 4 exons. Gene Ontology annotation, cellular component: plasma membrane. Gene Ontology annotation, biological process: carbohydrate metabolic process. The record is from RefSeq and is a predicted model, not a curated record.